This is a messenger RNA of Aphanomyces astaci, 2942 nucleotides long. RefSeq lists its product as hypothetical. The transcript is spliced from 7 exons. The record is from RefSeq and is a predicted model, not a curated record. Lineage: Eukaryota; Oomycota; Saprolegniomycetes; Saprolegniales; Verrucalvaceae. Bases 1 to 2817 code for a protein of 938 amino acids.
AUGCACGAUGCAACCUGUGCUCUAGACAUCGAUCCUCCGUCCAAGGUGCAUAUAUUGCCAGGGAUGUCGACUGCCGACACCGCAGCGUGGUAUGCUACCGUGGUCAAACUAGGUACCUCCCAAGACGACUUUCGCCUGUUUUUGCGCAAUGCAAUAUUUCCGACCGUGGCGAUUCGAUGUGCCGCCCCAGAGGUCAUCACGUCGGCGAUGGUCCAAGGCAAUGGGUUCCGGGACCCCAUCUUCGUACAUGGUAAACUUCCAGGCAUGCUCAUUCCCGACGGCCGCAUCAACCCCAAAGACGUGCCGUCCCUUGUAGCCAGCGGCGACAGUGCCGUCAAAGUUGCCGUAGCCAACGCAACCACAUUGCAACCAUGCAAUGGGGACGACUUGGAGCUGCACUGCCGAGGCGAUCGGUUCCGGCGGUCCCUUGUGGAGUUUCCCAUUGCAGACACGCCGUUGGAGCGGCAGUUCAAGGCCCCUCCAAUGGUGCGGGACCUGGACUGGUUUCACCAACUCAACCCUACCGGACCUCUCAACCCCAACACGUUUGUGACUGUCCGAGGUCCGGCGUCCUUUCGGGACUUCCGCAUGAAUCCGUGGGGCACGUCGGCGUGGCUCACCCUCGGCGACGGCCUCCCCCUAACCGUGUACCUGAUCCCGCCGUCGCCCGUCAACCUGUCGCACUUUGCCGCCAACGAAAAGCACCACGUAGCGCGAUUCACGCUGCUGUUUAUGGGGAAUGGCAUGCACGGCUGCCACCGCGUGGACAUGGCCGCGCCUCACGACACGCUCUUCAUUCCGCCGGGGUGGCUGUGGGCGUCGCACGUGCCCGAGCAGGCGGCGGCGGCCUCCACAUGUGUCGUGUAUUCAGGCUACUUUUUCCACGGGUUCACGUUGCAGAGUCAAUUUCAACUGCUGCAGUUCCACAGCAUGCUGGUGUCGAACACAAGUUAUACCACAGACUGGCCGAUUGUGUCGACGAUGGCAGAGUUCAAAUCGCCGCAACCUGCCACGGGAACGUUGCGCCAAGUGCUCAAGUACUGGAUCUGGCCCGCCAUGCACAUGUACUCACGACGGCUCAAGAAGCAACGCUCCAUGUCCCCAUGGGAAAACUUAGGACUUUUCCUCGCGAUGCCCCACAUUCGAGCCAUGACUGGCGACGAAAGUUCCAUGUCGCAACCACACGACGACGAAUUGCCCUGUGGGUGGUUUACAGGCCACACAGCCGACAACAUCCAGCCCAUCCUCGACGCCGUCGCCUCCCACUUGAAGCUCAAACAGGAAGCAACCCCCCAACUGGCACAAGUGUCCAUGAACCAUGUUGCCGCUUCCGCCCCCAACGCCGAGAAGCGACCCCCCUUUGACCCCCCCCGCAUGUCGUUGAAGUCCGCGACCGAGUUCCUCCAUUCUCUGACCACGAACACUCCGUCGGCCACAAGCUCGUCAGCAUCAUCGUCGAGUAGUCAGUUGUCAUCAGGAGCGGCGCCACGUCCCAGCGCCGAUCGCCGUCGGGGGGUGCCAAAGCAUUCGUUUCUUACACCACCCCCCACCCCCACCACCACCACCACCGCCGCCACCCCUAGCAUUCCCAAACGACCUUGUUCAAAGUGCAAGGCAUCAGCGCCCUGCACUUGCAAACUGGACGACAGCGACGACAGCGACGAAGCGCUGUGGGAUGAGGACGCUGCUGUGUUGGCCAAAGGUAACACAAAACCAACACGAGACUUGCCCCCCAGUGCAGCCAAGAAACCUGCCAAGGCGUCCAAAGCGACCACCACCCCCAAGAACCAACGACCGCGAGAUAGAACGUUUUCCCCUCCUCUGUCCAAGGCACCCCCCCACGACUUCGACGCGUGGCUGACGUCUCCACCUGUGGCGUUGCCCCCGAAACCCAAGAAAACGUCCAUCCCCCCACCCGCAAAAGCGCAUCCCACCACGAGCCAGACAAAGCAGCCGUCAAUACAUGACGACGACUUUGAUCUGUGGGAGACGUCGCCGCCAGUCGCCCUUCCACCCAAACCAAACACCGCCAAACCAAGCAAACUGUCCAAGGAGAUUGCCAAGCCAACUCCUACUCGAAGCCCCCGCGUUGCCAAGACUCCUGUCAAGACCUCCAUUAAGCCCCCCAUGAAACUAGUGGAACUAAGUGACAGCGACGACGACGAAGUGGAUUGGUUUGCAACGACGGAGCCGCAGGCCAUUCCUUUGCCGACUAGAACGCAACGAAAGGCCGCGAAACCAUCCAACCAAGUGGCGACCUCUAGACCACCCAGCGGGUCUUCUUCGUCCAAGAAAUGCAGCGCAUGUCCACCCGCGUACCAGCGAUGCGCCAGCUGCACGUACUGCAUCAAAACCCAUUGCGUGUGUGCGACAAAGUGCGGGUGUGGCGACGGCGUGCCCAAGUGCCCCGUCUGCCAGCACUGCUUUGCCACCCACUGCACAUGCGGACCGACGUCGCAAUCUCCAGCGCCGCCGCCCCUGACGCUCCUCGCUCGAAGGAAGAACGAACUGCGAUUUGUCCAAGCGGUCCAAGAAAGCACGCUGCAACUCGUCGGUCGCACUGCGCAGGACCUCCACGACGACCUGCACGCCCAGAAGUUUGACACACACGAGGGCAACUUUGACUACCUGUUGUCGCUGCCCGUGUCGAGAUUCUUGCGACCGCCGUCGCCAAGGAUAUUCCUGUCGAAUGAUCCGCUGCCACCACCGCAAAAUGCAAGCCGAGGUCGAAACGGCGGCGUCGCGAGUCGAAAACGCUUGCUCGACAAGGCGAUGCCGGAUGAAGCACCGAGUCGACGGCGAUCUCGACCUUCAUAAGCACAUCCCAUGUACUAUACUGUUUGUCCUUUCAACUUGCGAGGACAAUAGUCGUGGAGUGCACACGUAUCCUUCGCAUUAACGUUAGCAUGAGUUCUUUCUCACUUGCAGUUGGCCGCGCGCCG